GAAUAAUAUUGAGACAAAUAUAUGAGGUUCCAUUAGGUGCUGGCAUUUGGUGGGGAGGCAGUCAGUGCUCGGGACUCUGGUCAACGGUAGUGUUAGUGGAGCAGGCGGGGAGGGAGGGCUUCGUCGUGGCUAUACGAUUUUCUCUGUGCCUCGCUGAUUUGAGACGACAAUCAACAAUCAUAACUCACAGGUGCUGAUACAAUGAGUCUCGGCUGCCGUGGAGUGAGUAACGAUGCCUUGAGGAAUCAGCGACCUGAGGCAUUAUAAGACAUCAAUGAUCAAAUCUCACUCCGAGCAAGCAUCCACUCGCCUCCAUGUUAGUUUCCGAUUUCCUAGAGCCUGUAGGGAAGGCUCCGCUAUGGAAGGGUGCGGAGGGCUCAAGAAACCUGACGGUGGACCCCCGCGUGGAGGACCUACGACACGCUGCCUACGGCGUCGUAGCUCCAAUUAUCGUCUUGGUCGGGAUGGUGGGCAAUCUGCUAACCAUUAUGAUCUUGAGGUUACCGCAGUUCAGAGGUGUGACGUACACGUACUUCCUGGCACUGGCCGUCAGUGACUUCCUGGCACUGGGUUUCAGCAUCUCCAUUCUCUACCACAUCAUCAUGGGCGGCACACCCCACUACUCCGAGGCCGUGUGGUUCUCCUACUACGAGCUCCUCUUCACUAACAUCCCCAUGAGCACUUCUGUUCUUAUUGUCGUGUGUGUGACCGUGGAUAGGUUCUUCUCUGUCUGUCGGCCUACGGACUUCAAGCGAAUCCACACGAGUCGUAAUGCCCGGGCUGGGAUUCUAAUCUCUGUGUUAACUUCUGUCGUUGUGUGGCUGCCAACUUGCCUCCUGAUGGAUCCCAAACUGUACGAUAAAUGCGAAACAUUUUUCUUUGAACCACCGGACAACCGGACAUGGUGGGUGGCUUGCAUUAGCUCUCAAACACUAAACAGUCCCUAUUAUAUCGCCUACAGGUGGUUAAGACAGAUAAUUGUCACAUUUAUACCUAUCAUCAUUUUACUUGUGUUGAACACACUCAUCCUCAAGGAGUUUACAAGGCUUCGCAAGACGAAACAUGAGAUGUCAAGGGGCCAGCCGUUCGCCCAAGAUGGUUGUGUGCCAGAGAGUAGGAGUAGAGACGAUCAACACCUCAUUUCCCUUUUAAAGGCGGUGAUGAUAUCCUUCUUCGUCACCCUAGUUCCUUCAGGAAUCUGCAAUGCCAUAUACACCGAGGUUCUUGCAACGCGGAUGACGUUCGAAGUCUUCAGGGCUGUUUCAAAUGACCUGGAAAUUCUCAAUCACGCACUCAACUUUUACAUGUACAUACUGUGCAGUAAACCCAUACGAGCCGCUAUCAGAACUUUCUUCCAAGAGCACAAAUUUGUCACCGGCAAAAGAUCAGCCUCCAAUGUGGUCACAGUCGUCCGUAGAUCCAUCAAGAGAGAUCUGAACAACGCACAGCAGGAGCCCACAUCGACCAAGGGGAACGUCAUCCUUCGGAAGCAGACAGUCACUUGCAGGGAUGAUCCAACUCCCAGAGAAAAAUCUUCGACUGUAUCGAAAGAUUCGCAGCAAAGUGAUAUUUUCUCAGACUCCAGCCUAGAUAAUACUUCCGAAAUAGGUAGAUGUUCUACUGAUGGUAGACAUUUGCGAUGUAAACCCAUCAGCGGCUCCACGGACACGCUACACUCCUGGGGAAGCUCAGUACACUGUGAGAUAACGGCUGAAGAGGCAGAAGGGAGAGGAGAGACUCCACGAGGGAGCCUUGAUUCAGGACGCCACGUCGCCCCUGCGAAGCGAGGAGGCUCGCCACUAGCCCCAGAGGAUGUCACGAACACAACCUCACCAGGAGGGAACACAACCUCACCAGGAGGGAACACAACCUCACCAGGAGGGAACACAACCUCACCAGGAGGGAACACAACCUCACCAGGAGGGAACACAACCUCACCAGGAGGGAACACAACCUCACCAGGAGGGAACACAACCUCACCAGGAGGGAACACAACCUCACCAGGAGGGAACACAACCUCACCAGGAGGGAACACAACCUCACCAGGAGGGAACACAACCUCACCAGGAGGGAACACAACCUCACCAGGAGGGAACACAACCUCACCAAGAGGGAACACAACCUCACCAAGAGGGAACACAACCUCACCAAGAGGGAACACAAACGCUCAUGUCAACCCGACAUUCAGACUUGUAGAGGCAAAAGAACUGACCUGACACCUUAGUCUUGUGAGCUUCGUGUGACUGAGUCAGUGAUCUGUAUAUACGAAUAUUUAUUUUUUGACUAUUAAUUUUUCCCAUGUUAUGAUAAAAGGUAAUACAAUUAUGAAUAUAAAAAUAAUAUAUGUUAUUGUUUAUUGAAACAAGGCACGCAGAGAUUAUUAAACAAUUACGGACUUAU
Messenger RNA from Procambarus clarkii (red swamp crayfish), 2400 nucleotides. RefSeq names its product probable G-protein coupled receptor B0563.6. Gene Ontology annotation, biological process: G protein-coupled receptor signaling pathway. Gene Ontology annotation, molecular function: G protein-coupled receptor activity. Lineage: Eukaryota; Metazoa; Arthropoda; Malacostraca; Decapoda; Cambaridae. Gene Ontology annotation, cellular component: membrane. The record is from RefSeq and is a predicted model, not a curated record.